Messenger RNA from Molossus molossus (Pallas's mastiff bat), 3384 nucleotides. RefSeq names its product ectonucleotide pyrophosphatase/phosphodiesterase 4 (gene ENPP4). Lineage: Eukaryota; Metazoa; Chordata; Mammalia; Chiroptera; Molossidae. The transcript is spliced from 4 exons. The coding region runs from base 155 to 1516 and encodes 453 amino acids. The record is from RefSeq and is a predicted model, not a curated record.
GCGCCCGCGAUUGCGCAGGCGCCUCGGGAAGAGCAGCGCCUCGCCCCUGCCCCUUCGCGUCUCUCUCGCCCACGGGACCCACGAGCGGCGGGUUCCGCGCGCUGGAAGGAAGCGGCGGCCGGGCCCCUGAUUGCUCUUCUUCAACACAUUCACUAUGAAGUUACUAUUAAUACUGUUACUUUCUGGACUUAUAACUGCUUGUAGAGGUAACUCUUCCUACAGUUUGCCACCGAAGUUACUGCUGGUGUCCUUUGAUGGCUUCAGAGCUGACUAUCUACAGAACUAUGAAUUUCCUCAUCUCCAGAAUUUCAUCAAAGAAGGCGUCUUAGUAGAGCAUGUUGAAAAUGUUUUUAUCACAAAAACAUUUCCAAACCACUAUAGUAUUGUGACAGGCUUGUAUGAAGAAAGCCACGGCAUUGUAGCUAAUUCCAUGUAUGAUGUAAACACCAAGAAACAUUUUUCUGACUUUAAUGACAGGGACCCCUUUUGGUGGAAUGAGGCAGUACCUAUUUGGGUGACCAAUGAGCUUCAGGAAAACAGAUCAAGUGCUGCUGCUAUGUGGCCUGGUACCGACGUGCCCAUUCACAAUACCACACCUUCCUAUUUUAUGAAUUAUAGCUCCUCAGUGUCAUUUGAGGAGAGGCUAAAUAAUAUUACCAUGUGGCUGAGCAAUUCGAACCCACCAGUUACUUUUGCAACACUCUAUUGGGAAGAACCAGAUGCAAGUGGACAUAAAUAUGGACCAGACGACAAAGAACACAUGCGCAGAGUGUUGAAAGACAUAGAUGACCUUAUUGGUGACUUGGUUUACAAACUGAAGACGUUAGGACUGUGGGAAAAUCUCAAUGUGAUCAUUACAAGCGAUCACGGGAUGACCCAGUGUUCUAAGGACAGACUGAUAAACUUGGAUCUCUGCGUCAACCAGUCAGACUACUCUGUUAUAGAUUUGACCCCAGUGGCUGCGAUACUUCCCAAAAGAAAUAGAACAGAGGUUUAUAACAAACUAAAAAACUGUAGCUCUCACAUGAAUGUUUAUCUCAAAGAAGACAUUCCUGCCAGGUUUCAUUACCAACAUAAUGAUCGCAUUCAGCCUAUUAUUUUGAUUGCUGAUGAAGGCUGGACAAUUGUGCAUAACAAAUCAUCACUAAAAUUGGGUGACCAUGGUUAUGAUAAUUCUUUGCCUAGUAUGCACCCAUUUCUGGCUGCCCACGGUCCUGCAUUUCACAGAGGCUACAGACACUACACAGUUAACAGUGUGGAUAUUUAUCCUCUGAUGUGCCACAUCCUGGGAUUAAAGCCACAUCCCAAUAAUGGAACCUUUGGUCAGAUUAAGUGUUUGUUAGUUGACCAGUGGUGCAUUAAACUCCCAGAAGCCAUUGGAAUUGUUUUUGGUGCACUCUUGGUCUUAACCACUCUGACCUGCCUCUUCAUAGUCAUGCAGAAUAGAUUGUCAGCACCGCAGCCAUUUUCCCGACUGCAGCUACAAGAUGAUGAUGAUGACCCCUUAAUUGAAUAACAUGUGCUGGAGUUCAUACAAGGUGUUUUUGGUUAGUCACACAACCAAGGAUACACCCAGUGUGUUAUAACUAUGAAAAAGUAUAUUCUGAAAGACAAAGAAUUUACAUCAAGCACACUAAAAUUAUUGUGGCUUGUUUUUCUUUUGGUACAUUAGCUAAUACCAAAAAAAAGAAGAAGAAAAAAAAUCCUGACCAUAAUAAAAAUUGCUAUUAAAUUAUAGUUAACACUAUUUCUCUAGCUAGAAACAUUUUUUAAAUAAAAGUACUGCCUCUGCCUUUUUUUCUUUUUGCAAUGAAAAUUUGACACACCUUUAGAUGAAAAUAUAACAAAUGUAGGAGGCACGCUUUUCUAAUAAAUUUUGUAUAUUUGUAAAUGAAGCAACGGCAUCUUUAUGUAAUUAGUAGAAUUUGUGUAUCAGGGAGGAAAAGUUUCUUAUAUUUUUAUACUUACCUUUAAUAGAGUUUGUAUCCCAAGUAAAUCCUUGAGUUAGGAAAUUUUCUGUGAUGGUUAAUAAAAUCAAUUAACCAGGCAGAAAAGAUCAAGCAUAUAAAGAUAUUAUUUUAAGAAAAGUUGUUAUAAAAAACUGUCAAAGGCAGUGUGGUACAGAGCCUGUCUUCACCGUUGUGUCUUUGUUAAGACCCUUAAGCUGUUGAAACCUCAGAAGUUUUCUUUCAAAGAUUAUUGCUAAUAAGAAAUUAAGAAAAUAGAAAAAAGUGCAUUUUCUGUUUGUGCUUAAUGUCUGUGUAAAUUAUUUUUGUGUGUAUUAUAAAUGUGUUAGCAUGUUUGGGUGUGCAGACUUUAUACAACUUAUGGAAGGAGAUGAGAGAUGGACUUAACCAUAGGGUAGGCUUCCACAUUCCCGUAGAACUCAGAUCUCAGGAAGGGUUGUAUUUGCAGUCUUAUUUGUUUAUCUUCUUCCAACUCAAAAGUUAGAAUAAUAAUUUUUAAGAGUCUCAUGCUCUACCGACUGAGCUAGCCAGGCACUCCUUAGAAUAAUAAAUUUUAAAAUCAUUUUUGUUACCAUCUUUAACUUUCUUGUGUUGUAUUAUAGUUAGAGGUAUCCAAGAGCUACAGAAAAACUUACAACCUGCUUACAAAUCUGGUUUUGAUGGAUCAGAAUGAGAAAAAAAGAAAAGAAAAAAGAUUUUUGUUAACCUUUGAGACUUGUUUUACUGGUUAGAUAGUAGUACUCUAUUGUUAUAUUCAAAAUGGAAUUUAGUAUCUUUUGCUCUUUUAAUUCUUAGGUUAAUGACAGAAUAAACUUUCAACAUUGCCUGACAUUUUCUAGCUUGAGUGCUAGGUGGUACCUUCUAAUAAUCCAAAUUAGUACGAAGAAACUGAGUUGUGGCAGACUAGAUUAUAUCUAUUAGAGGAGAACUUGGGCUCAAGAACCACUUAUUGGGACUGGAGGCAAGCAAAUGAUAUUAAUAGUGUGAUCUUUAAAGUUUUGACAAUAUAAAAUAAAAUAGGCAACGGGUUUGCAGAUACAAAAAUAAUUGACAGUAACUAUGCAGUUAAAUGUUGACUGACUGUGGUGGUUGCGAACAGUGGUGCUAAUCAUCAGGUAUAGAAUUCACCCUGCUUGGUCAUUGCUGGUUUCCUGAUCCUGGUUUUUAGUGCCUCUUGUAUCUGGGGUUCUUGAAAAGUAUUUCUACAUCCUGCAUAAUUAGUUCAUGCUGUUAUUGGUCAUAAGUUGACUGUAUUAAGAACAGCAUAAGAAAUAAAAUAAAACCAAUAGGACUAAUUUUGCUUUGUGACAAAUUUUAUUUCUGAAGUUUUUCCUCACACAAAAUUUAUCCUAAAGUUAAUAGUUGAUUUGAAUGAAAUAAUAGAAAAUUUUCUUUUCUAUGGCAGUUGCCAUUAAAA